AUGGCCCCAUCUGCCACCGUGACGGUGACCGAGACAGCUCCUGUCCCUCUACCGGUGCGGUCUUUGAAGAAGCCGACGCACUUCGGCGCCUACAAAGAGCUUGGGGCAAGCAGCCUGGACAAGGAGGCCGAGCUCAAUGGCAAGGCAGAUUUCGACGCGGCAAAGUACCCUCAUUACCUUCCAACCUGGAACCCAGAGCAGAAAUACCCUCCCCUAGAGCCCUUUGAGCAUUACGAGCACGGCAAAGACGCCGACACUUCAUACCCAGACUUGUUACCGCAAGGUUCAACUGUGACAAAUCUUACCCCGUCCAUCGGCACAGAGGUUAGAGGAGUCCAGCUGAGUUCCUUAAGCAAUGCCGGCAAGGACCAGCUUGCACGCUUCGUGGCCGAGCGCAAAGUGGUCGCAUUCCGGGCCCAAGACUUUGCGGAUCUUCCGAUCUCAGAAGCCUUAAAGUUUGGCGAGUAUUUUGGCCGCCACCACAUUCACCCAACGUCUGGGUCUCCGGAAGGGCACCCCGAAGUUCAUUUGGUACAUCGCGGCGCUGGUGACGAGGGCGCUGAGAAGUUCUUCGAGUCACGCACAAGUUCUGUUGCGUGGCAUUCGGAUGUUUCGUAUGAGCAGCAGCCCCCAGGCACCACCUUUUUGUACAACCUGGAUAUCCCUGAGACGGGCGGCGACACCCUGUUUGCCAACUGUGUCGAAGCAUAUGAAAGACUGAGCCCUCUGUUCCAAGAGCGUCUCCAUGGAUUGAAGGCGACACAUUCGGGCAUUGAACAAGUCAAUGCUUCAAUGGCAAGAGACGGCAUCAAGCGCCGAGAGCCUGUCGUGAAUGAACACCCGAUCGUCCGGACGCAUCCUGCAACCGGAGAGAAGGCGCUAUACAUUAAUCCACAAUUUACUCGCGACAUUGUCGGCCUCAAGAAGGAAGAGUCAGAUGCCAUCUUGAAGUUCCUGUAUGAUCAUAUCGCUUAUGGUGCAGAUUUCCAUGCACGCGUCAAAUGGGAGGAGGGCACAGUCGUUGUGUGGGACAACCGUGUAACCCAGCAUUCAGCAUUGGUGGACUGGAAGAACAAGCAACGAAGGCACCUGGCCCGCAUUACGCCACAAGCCGAGAGACCGUAUGAGACGCCAUUUUAA
Messenger RNA from Neoarthrinium moseri, 1140 nucleotides. RefSeq lists its product as uncharacterized. Gene Ontology annotation, cellular component: cytoplasm. Gene Ontology annotation, molecular function: 2-oxoglutarate-dependent dioxygenase activity. Lineage: Eukaryota; Fungi; Ascomycota; Sordariomycetes; Amphisphaeriales; Apiosporaceae. The record is from RefSeq and is a predicted model, not a curated record. Bases 1 to 1140 code for a protein of 379 amino acids. The transcript is spliced from 3 exons.